Molecule: messenger RNA, 817 nt
Organism: Porites lobata
Lineage: Eukaryota; Metazoa; Cnidaria; Anthozoa; Scleractinia; Poritidae
Source: the annotation of a GenBank genome assembly
CAUCAGGACUACUGUGAAGAAUGUGAAGAGGGUGGGGACUUGUUACUGUGUGACACCUGUACACUGUCUUUUCACUUGCGUUGUCUGGAUCCCCCACUUGAUGAACCUCCUCAGGGAAGAUGGAGUUGUCCUGUCUGUGUAAGUUUUUCUUUACUUUUAAGAGGAAUCCAGUGUCUGUGGUAGAGCCAAGGAAUUUAUAUUAAGAAGUUUCUUUGUUGUAAAAGUUUUGAGUUGUUCAACUUGAGUAGCAUGAACGAGGCUUCUGUUCAGUUGGAAGCAAUGUGCAGAGUAAACUAUUUUAUAACCAAUCUAGUAAACUGAGGAACAGCGCUUGGUAAAUUCCACUUAGAUAGGAGUAGGGUCUGCUGAGGGGAUCAGUGCCCCUCUACUUUGUUUUUACCAACGAAGCAUGAUGCCUCCAGACUUAUCCUUAAAAAUGGCAUGCCGCUAAAACCUCCCCCCCCCCCACACACCCCAGACAGAGGUAUAUAUAUACAAAGUAGAAUCCUGGUAACUAGAACUCUGAAGGGAACUAAAAACAGUUCAAGUUAGCAAGGGUUUGAGCUAACGGGGUCGAUUUCAAAAUUCAAUUUUCCACAUUAAAAAUUGAUAAUUACUGAUUUUUCAGCAGGUCAGAUUUUGUCAGAAAAGGUCAGAAGAAGAUUCCCGAAGAAGUCCGAAGUCUUCCGAAGACGUCCGAAGUCUCCCGAAGUCUGCCAAAGGCGAGCUCGCUCCCAGUGCUUUUCACUUCAAAAAUCAGAGAUCGCGAGGAAGGUAUUGCCAUUUAUUCAUUUUACACAUGGUUUUCGUUCCUUAA